AUGUGAUACUUGCGGUUCCUCGUUAAUGAAAAUCCCCAGUCAUCCCAAUCCCCAGAACCCCAAACCCUGAGACUCCAUAGUUUGAAAAAAUCCCAGUACCACAGGCUUAUCUUAGAACUUUCCACCUGAAGUCCCUUUACCCUUGUAAUAUCUACCUUCUCCAACCCCUUUGUACACCUUUACCCUUCGCCAUCUCGGACCCACUUGUAGCCCUUUGAUAACCUAAACACCACCCCUGCCAUCAUGGCCUUGGAUCAGUGGCCCUUUCUUCCGACACCCCCCAACAUUUCUAUCCCUGAACCCCUCCUGUACGAUAGCUACAUCCAGGGGAAUGAGUCCGACCUGGACCUGAACAUCACAGAGACCCGUGAGCCUCACCAGGACAAGACCAGCUCGGUGGUCAUCACCUUAAUCUACUUCAUGGUAUGCGCUGUGGGGCUGUGCGGCAACACCUUGGUCAUUUAUGUAAUCCUGCGCUACGCUAAAAUGAAGACGGUGACCAACAUCUACAUCCUGAACCUGGCGGUGGCAGAUGUUCUGUGCAUGAUGAGCCUGCCGUUCAUUGCCCUGCAGCUUGCACUGGUGCACUGGCCCUUUGGAGAGGUGCUUUGCAGGGUGAUCAUGACUGUAGACUCUCUCAAUCAAUUCACCAGCAUCUUCUGUCUGAUGGUGAUGAGCAUUGAUCGGUACUUGGCUGUGGUCCACCCUAUUAAGUCCACAAAAUGGCGGAAGCCUCGUGUAGCCAAGCUAAUUAACCUGACAGUAUGGGGUGUGUCGCUGUUAGUCAUCCUACCUACUAUGAUCUUCAGUGGCCUGAACAAGGUCCCAGUAUGUGGUAUCGUGUGGCCGGAGCCGCAAGAUGUAUAUUACAAAUCCUUCAUAUUCUACACCUUCUUCAUUGGAUUCUUCCUGCCGCUGACAGUCAUAUGCAUGUGUUACCUGCUCAUCAUAGUCAAGGUUAAGUCGUCUGGCAUUCGAGUGGGUUCCACCAAACGCAAACGCUCUGAGCGUAAGGUGACACGCAUGGUGUCCAUCGUGGUGGCGGUGUUCGUCCUCUGUUGGCUGCCUUUCUACGUUUUCAACGUCACUUCAGUCACCAGCUCCAUCAACCCGACCUCUGCUGUGAAGAGCACCUUUGACUUUGUGGUGGUGCUCGGCUACGCCAACAGCUGCGCAAACCCCAUCUUGUACGCCUUCCUAUCGGACAACUUCAAGAAGAGCUUUCAGAACGUUCUGUGUCUGAAAAAGGUGGCAGGCCUGGACGAGAUAGAGCGCAGUGACAGCAGGGCAGACAGGAGCAGGAUGGCUAACGAUGCUGCAAUCAUCAACGCCAACUUGGAGACUCACAAUGCUGCCCUGCUCAAUGGCGAGCUUCAGACCAGCAUCUGAGAGUAAAGGAGCAGCUGUCACAUCCAGGGGGGCCAAAGAGACUGAGCUUGGGGCUUCCAGACUAAUGGGCCGCCACUGCACUGCUUGUGACCCCUGUUCAAAGAUGCGGGGGUAGGAGGAUGAUGUAAUAGCUGCUGCUCAUGGACAUUGACACAUGAACAAAGUCCAAGUGAAAAAUAAACAAUUUCCAGAGGUCAGGGAAAGUACACUGACUCCAGCUUGAAGCUCUUGAUAUUUGGGUUAA
Morone saxatilis (striped sea-bass) is the source of this 1633-nucleotide messenger RNA. RefSeq names its product somatostatin receptor type 2-like. The coding region runs from base 244 to 1389 and encodes 381 amino acids. The transcript is spliced from 3 exons. Gene Ontology annotation, biological process: cellular response to estradiol stimulus; neuropeptide signaling pathway; cellular response to glucocorticoid stimulus. Gene Ontology annotation, molecular function: somatostatin receptor activity; neuropeptide binding. The record is from RefSeq and is a predicted model, not a curated record. Lineage: Eukaryota; Metazoa; Chordata; Actinopteri; Moronidae. Gene Ontology annotation, cellular component: neuron projection; membrane.